Messenger RNA from Capsicum annuum, 1204 nucleotides. Its product is annotated as urease accessory protein G. The coding region runs from base 197 to 1021 and encodes 274 amino acids. The record is from RefSeq and is a predicted model, not a curated record. Lineage: Eukaryota; Viridiplantae; Streptophyta; Magnoliopsida; Solanales; Solanaceae. The transcript has 7 exons. Gene Ontology annotation, molecular function: GTPase activity; nickel cation binding.
AAACUCUCUAUAGUGAGAGUUAUAUGAUUUUUUUAGGACGGUAAUUAAUUUACUUAGAAACUUAUUAAGGAACCUAAAGUAAGUUUUGAAAAGUUCAGCAGUUUUGAUAUCUUUUCUCUAUUUUAAUCGAGCGGUAGAUUCGGAAUCUUAUCUCUCUGCUGAUACUGUGAGAAUCUCCACUCUCCCAACAACUCAAAUGGCUUCUUCAAAUCAUCAUAUCCAUGACCAUCAUCAUCAUCAUCAUGACCAUAGCCAUGAGGAUACAAAGACAACAUCAUGGGUAGGAGAAGAUGGGAAGGUAUACCAUAGCCAUGAUGGGCUUGCUCCUCACUCUCAUGAACCUAUAUACUCACCUGGCUACUUUAGCAGAAGGGCACCUCCACUUACUGACAGGAACUUCAAUGAAAGAGCCUUUACUAUUGGAAUUGGUGGCCCUGUUGGUACUGGGAAAACAGCUCUUAUGCUCGCAUUAUGUAAGCUCUUAAGGGAAAAAUACAGUCUUGCAGCAGUAACAAAUGAUAUAUUCACAAAAGAAGAUGGAGAGUUCUUAAUAAAACAUGGAGCACUCCCGGAGGAAAGAAUUCGAGCUGUGGAAACAGGAGGAUGCCCACAUGCUGCUAUUAGAGAAGAUAUAAGUAUUAACCUUGGACCUCUUGAGGAGCUUUCUAAUCUGUACAAAGCAGAUAUACUACUCUGUGAAUCUGGUGGAGACAACCUAGCUGCCAACUUCAGUAGGGAGCUUGCUGACUACAUAAUCUACAUAAUAGAUGUUUCAGCUGGUGAUAAAAUUCCUCGAAAAGGAGGUCCCGGAAUUACCCAAGCAGACCUCCUUGUGAUAAAUAAAACUGAUUUGGCACCAGCUGUGGGAGCAGAUCUGUCAGUCAUGGAGCGUGAUGCACUUCGGAUGCGGGACGGUGGUCCUUUUGUUUUCGCUCAGGUGAAGCAUAGGGUUGGCGUAGAGGACAUAGUAAACCACAUCUUACAAGCUUGGGAAGUUGCAACGGGCAAUAAGAAGCGCUGAAAUGUUCAGCGGAAACUUUACUUGAACAUUGUGGAUCUUUUAGCUUCUCCGAUGCUAUCUGACAUUCAAUUUUCUUGUGUCUGGACUAAAAUAAUCUAUCUUCUGAAUAAUGUGCAUUUACAUGGCUUUUGUACAAGCACUGCAUAAUUUACAAAUAUCUAUAUUAUUUGGUUCGUUUGGUCA